AUGGUCUCUCUGAAAUUAUUUUCUUUCGUCGCUCUUAUCGCAUACUUUGUUUCUUCAGCUGAAUCUGCGCCAAUUUGUACAAUUAGCCUCGAUGAUCUCAAAGAACCACUUGAUACCUAUAUUGUUGUACUUCAAACACCUUCCGAUUCAAAUGAAGCUGCCAAUGUUGUAAAAAGUCAUUUUGAAAUAUUAGAAGGAUGCGCAGGCAAAUCAAUUACAAAUAUCUUUGGAUUAUCUGUCCUUGAUGGAUUGACCUUAGAUAAUCUUCGAAAUAAUCCCAAAAAUAUUUUAAAUUUUAGCGUCAAAGGACUUAGUGUAUAUACAGGAAAAUUUACCGAUAGUUUUGUCAAGAAUCAUCUAUCCAAAUUACCAGAAAUUUUAUCCAUUCGAAAAGAUAUCAAGUAUCAAUUAAAUGAUGCGAUUUUUAAAGAUAAUCUUGAUCGUGUAGAUGAAAGAAAAUUUCCGUUAGAUGGACUAUAUCAAUCCCCAGAUGGAAAAUGUCAAGGAGCGAAUGUUUAUGUUCUUGAUACAGGAAUUAAUACAGGUCAUACAGACUUUGAAGGACGAGCAAAAUUUGCUGCUGCAGUUUGUACUGGAUGUCAAGAAGUAGACGAUAACGGUCAUGGUACAAUGGUUGCUGGAAUAGUUGGUGGUAAACAGUUUGGUGUCGCCAAAUUAGUAAACCUAUUUGCCGUCAAAGUAUUAAAUGCUCAAGGUUCAGGUUUCUUGUCAGAACUUAUGAUGGGAAUAAAUUUUGUUGUUAACGAGCAUGAAAAUUCUCAGAAUAAGAAAACUAUCAUCAAUAUGUCUUUAGGCUUUGGACAACGAGUAGAAGAAGCUGAUCGCGCAGUUAAGAACGCUCAUGAUAGAGGUAUUAUUGUUGUGGUAGCUGCUGGAAAUGAAAAUCAAGAUACUUGCAAUGUAUCUCCAGCCGCAGCCGAUGGAGCAAUAGCUGUUGGCGCUACUGAACUUUCAAAUGAUAAAAAAGCCGACUUUUCUAAUUUCGGAAAGUGCACAGAUAUAUUUGCACCUGGACGGGAUAUAGAAUCAGCUCUGUUUCUUUCUCCAGUUGGUUCUCAAACGGCAAGUGGUACAAGCUUUUCCGCCCCUCAUGUUGCUGGUGCCGUUGCUUGUAUCAUUGCCAAUGAAGAUUUAAAUCCUGAAGCAGCAGCUAAAAAACUUUAUAAACUUUCCACGAAAAAUACUGUCGAAGGUAUCAGCAGUGAUACUCCUAAUCAAAUUUUUAUUUGUUAA
Molecule: messenger RNA, 1254 nt
Organism: Funneliformis mosseae
Lineage: Eukaryota; Fungi; Glomeromycota; Glomeromycetes; Glomerales; Glomeraceae
Source: the annotation of a GenBank genome assembly